This is a messenger RNA of Bicyclus anynana (squinting bush brown), 1117 nucleotides long. RefSeq names its product transmembrane protein 41 homolog (gene stas). Lineage: Eukaryota; Metazoa; Arthropoda; Insecta; Lepidoptera; Nymphalidae. The record is from RefSeq and is a predicted model, not a curated record. The coding region runs from base 194 to 1009 and encodes 271 amino acids. The transcript is spliced from 5 exons. Gene Ontology annotation, cellular component: endoplasmic reticulum membrane.
AUGUCUAUGUCACUUUGAAUUUGAAGUUUGAUGCUCAUCAUCGUAAAUUCAAAUUUUUCAAUUUACAAUAGAUUUUUAUAAUUAAAUAUAUCUGACUGAAAGUUCUAAAUUGAGCUUAAUAAAUACGUCAUUAAUUUUAAACUGGUGGCUAUUUAAUUGUCGUGUUUAUCACAGUGUGAUCCAGUUCACAAAAAUGAGCACAAUUAAUCGUAGAAGUGAAUCUCGUGCGCCUCUAGUUCAAGAUAUACCACCUACAAAUGUUCCAAAAGCAGGAUUGUCAACUUCUAAGGCUCUUAUUCUAGUAGCCAUAAUUUUCAUUUCAUCCCUAAUAGCAUUAGGGCUUUUAUACAAACAAUUUCCAAAACUAGAAGAGCAUGAAGAGAAGCAUUUGAAAUUGCCUUGGGAUCUUGAGGAUGCUAAACAAUUAGGUCUUGUUUUAGAUCGCUAUAAGGACAAAUAUUUCUAUGAAGUAUUGUUGGGAGUAUUUCUAGUCUACAUAUUCUUGCAAACCUUUGCGAUACCAGGAUCAAUAUUCCUGAGUAUAUUGUCAGGGUUUUUGUUUCCAUUCUAUUUAGCAUUAAUUCUAGUGUGUUGUUGUUCUGCCAUUGGAGCCAGUUUAUGUUUCUUCCUGUCAAACUUGUUGGGGAAGAAAUUAGUAAAGAGGUUUUUCCCCGAGAGAGCGGCACAAUGGUCAAAGGCUGUUACUAAACAUAAAAAUAAUUUGCUCAAUUAUAUCAUAUUUUUGAGGGUGACACCAUUUUUACCAAACUGGUUUAUCAAUAUGUCCGCUCCUGUUAUUGGAGUACCACUGACUCCAUUCGCCUUGGGAACUUUUAUUGGAGUGGCACCACCAUCAUUUGUAGCUAUCCAGGCUGGUCAAACUCUUCACCAGUUGACCUCAACAAGCGAUGCCUGGUCUUGGACCUCAAUCACUAUACUAACCAUCUUUGCACUUAUCUCUCUAGUCCCUGUGUUACUCAAACAGAGAUUAAGAGAAAAGUUUGAAUGAAUUCAAUUUAAUUUCUAGUUAAUUUAUUUUAGACAAUUUGAAUGGGUAUUAAUUUUAAUAAACAAUAGUAAGUACAUUAUAAUUUAUAAAAUAUAAUUGUACAUUCCA